GAUUCACAUCGGCUUUUCUUCCCUGCCCCCCCCCAAAAAAAAAGCAGAUCUCGGCAGCACGCAGCUAAGCGCUUUUUGGAGAGGCGAGGCUCGAAUCGGGUUCUUCAAACCUUCUUUAACCAUCAAUCCAUCCAAAGAGUCUCUCUAAAGCGUCGUAACACUUUUUUUGUUUACAAAUUGCAGCAAACAUGUCUUGGCAAAGCUACGUGGAUAACCUGAUGGCCGAUGGCAGCUGCCAGGAUGCCGCCAUUGUCGGUUACACGGACGCCAAAUACGUUUGGGCAUCGUCAGAAGGGGGCACUUUUAGCGGUAUAACGGCCGAUGAAAUCGAUGUCAUAGUCGGUAAGGACCGGGAGGCCUUCUUCACCAACGGGCUGACUCUAGGGAAAAAGAAGUGCUCUGUGAUCAGAGACAGCCUGCCGCUCGAUGGCGACUGGACUAUGGACAUCAGGACGAAGAGUCAAGGUGGAGAGCCGACGUACAACGUUUCUGUAGGCAGAGCUGGCAAAGUAUUGGUUUUAGUCAUGGGAAAGGAAGGUACCCACGGAGGACAGCUCAACAAGAAAGCAUUUUCCAUGGCUGAGUACCUGAGGAGAGCUGGAUACUGAAGCAGCCCCCUUUCCAUCCAUCCACACAGCAGCUCACUGUAACAUCCCUUCAUCCCUUUCUCCCUCCUUGGUUUUUCUUUUCUCACUGUCACAGCACUACAGAUACUUAGUGGAUGCAUUGUUGUCUAUCCAGCCCCCUAAUUUUUAUUUUAUUAUGUAAACCUACACCCUUUUUGUCUCUUCCUUCUAUUUAGCAUACCCUUUUCCCCAUUUCCCUCAUCCUUAUAGUGCCACAAAACAAGCAUGUUCAUUUUAUGAAGGCUUAAAACAAAAACACAGUACUGUACAUAAACCAUUUAAGACGAUCGGGCUUUUCAAAUUUGCAUCAGCGAAUCGUCACUGUCCAGUUUUCCUGAGGCACUUAUCUAGUAGUCCAUCGAUGCCCCGUGAGUGCUUUGAGCCUUGCUGAGCUGUCGGUUUUCCCCAGCAAUAUAUAUUUUUUCUUUCCAGCAUGGCCAGGAGGGUUUAAAAGUGCAUGCAUAUCUCUUUUUAGCUCAAUAUCAAAUACCUAAGUACCAUACACUCAGUGUCCUCCCCCCCCCCCCCCCCCCCAAAAAAAAAUAUAUAUAUAUAGUAAUAAUAAAAUGAACCACACUACAUAAUUCUUGCCCUUAUACUUGUAACACAUUUUAUUCAAAAUACAACAUCCAAUGCUUUUACUGUUGUAUCUGGAUGUGGUGUUGUGAGUCCUCGAUGUAAUGUUGGAAAUGUUUUCCUUUUGAAUGUGAUGGCAGAUCAGCAUUUACAGCGUCUAGGUUUAAAACAAAAAUUGCUUCUGGACUCUUAAGGACAUUCCACCGCUAAUAUAGCCACUUAGCAACUUAUUUACCAGCUAGUGGAUUUUUUUUUUUUUGAUUUAUAUAUUUUUUUUUUUUAAGCACUGCCCUUGCGAUGUAACUCUGGUUUGGUGUCCAUUCAUUUAUUAUAGAUAUAUAUUUUUCUCCAGUAGGACCAAUUUUUUUUCUUCUGCAUUUUGGAGGAUUAACAGAUUACUGAAUGAUUGACUGCUAGCUUCAUCUGUUUGUAGAACACUAAAUUAAACAUUUCAAAUGCACAGAAUAACACUAACCUCUUGAUUAUUCACUAGUAAUGGUAUCCAUGUCUUGGGGAGAGAUUGCAAAGCUCUAAUGGGAACUACCUGACUUAUUACUUUUUUUUUUCUUUCUCAAUGAAUGUCUUGAAAUAGAUGAAAUGGCAGUCUUAUUGUUGACUUUAAAUCCUUUACCCCCCCCCCUCCCCUUUUUUUUUUUGGUUAAUCCUGUCAGUUUUCAAACAUCCAGUCAUUUGUGCUUUAUUCAACUGCGAUGUAUCAACUUGUCAUAGCACGGUACAAAUAUUUCAUUAAAAUAGGCAAAAAAAAAAAAAUGAACACUGAAAUAACUGUGUACACUAAAUUUUCUGGGUUAUGGUGGUAUUAGUUAAAGAAGAAAAAGACCACUAGUCAGUUGUAUUAACUUUAAUCGAGAGGGGGAAAAAAAAGAAGGAAAAAAAAAAAGCAGUGUAUCCUGUGCCAUAAUGUAGAUCUUGAUAUGUUGCUACUGUGAGAUGGAUUUUAAAACCGCUGCCUUGUAAGGAGUCGAUUUGAGAGUGGCACCUUCUUUGGGAUAUGACAUUAAAAAUUUCAAACUCUCCAGGGCUUGUGGAAUAUGUACAGAUUAAAGUGAAACAUGUCAACGAA
Molecule: messenger RNA, 2286 nt
Organism: Ictalurus furcatus (blue catfish)
Lineage: Eukaryota; Metazoa; Chordata; Actinopteri; Siluriformes; Ictaluridae
Gene: pfn2a
Product: profilin 2a
Exons: 3
Coding region: 189-608 (139 amino acids)
Biological process (GO): positive regulation of actin filament bundle assembly; regulation of actin filament polymerization; actin cytoskeleton organization
Cellular component (GO): cytoplasm
Molecular function (GO): actin binding
Source: RefSeq, a predicted model, not a curated record